Gadus macrocephalus (Pacific cod) is the source of this 7652-nucleotide messenger RNA. It is a transcript of the gene chd1, whose product is annotated as chromodomain helicase DNA binding protein 1. Gene Ontology annotation, biological process: regulation of transcription by RNA polymerase II; nucleosome organization. Gene Ontology annotation, cellular component: chromatin; nucleus. Bases 858 to 6281 code for a protein of 1807 amino acids. The record is from RefSeq and is a predicted model, not a curated record. The transcript is spliced from 36 exons. NCBI's taxonomy places the organism in Eukaryota, Metazoa, Chordata, Actinopteri, Gadiformes, Gadidae. Gene Ontology annotation, molecular function: histone binding; chromatin binding; ATP binding.
UAUAGUUUGUCUGGCAUCGUUAUAAGCACAUAGCUCCAUGCUUGACUUACGGACUGUCACAACUGAUGUUCAUAGUAGCGGGCAUGGAUCGAGACUGGUUAUAUGUGAUGUGGUGAACAUCGCACACGGGUCCCCCAUAACCAUUUGAGCAAAUGCUACAGAACGGCACCAGAUGUUUAUGCACUUUUAAGCGUUUCCGGGCGAUAGACAAAUAUUUCAAACUCGGAAGUCCAGGCAAGACGCACACUAUCUGGACGUGGUGUGAUUUAGCUGUGGUGGACCGAAUAUAUUCUGUCUGGAAAAGUGUUAGGCUGUGUCAUAUCCAAGUUGCGGAAUAGCAUGCGUGGGUCGCAGAGCGUAUGCUAACGACCGCGCUCGGCUGUGCCUUCAUAAAUUACAGUCGCCCCGCCAAUAGCCGCCAGCUCGCGUCGUUAGCCGAUGCUAGCUAAGGUAGCUUUACAACGUUAGCCGCCGUUGUAAAUCUAGACUUGAAGCAAGUGUAUCGCUGUCGAGGAAGUAAAUAGUAUUGUAAUGUGUGCUCGUGCUGUCGAUCAUCAAGUUCAACAUGAUUAGACUUCUUUUGUCGGUGUUUUACCACUAUUAAGAUUGUUGCACAACCUUCCUGCGAAACGCUUUAAGAGCAUUGUCUGGGAAAGCGCGUGAUUAAACGCUCAAGUUGUGCAGGCCUCGUCAGGCCUUUGCGGCCAGGAAACCGAUGGGUUUGUUAUACAAUGUACAGUUGAAUGUACACACGGACACGGGACUGGAUGGAUGGGUUUCCAUCAGCGAUGUAGAGCAUAUCGUCAACGAGGCCUGAACCUAAACGCUGAAUUGACAAGGGUUUUUAUUACCUAAAUAUGGCUGGGCGAAGUGAAGAUGACAGUGUAAGCAACAGCAGUGGGGAAUCAAGUGGAUCAGGCUCAGCAUCGGGCUCUGGUUCCAGUUCUAGCUCCAGUUCAAGCAGCAGUACCCAUUCAGGCAGCAGUAACUCAGGAAGUGGCUCAGACAGUGGCAGCCAAUCAGAUUCUGACUCGGGAAAAUCCAAGGAGAAGACUGAAGCACCAAACAUUGAUGGAGCAGAUUUUUGGAAGUCCAACCCGAGCAUCCUGGCAGUGCAAAGGUCCGCUAUGCUCAGGAAACAGCAACUUCAUCAGCAGCACCAGCAGCAAAGCUCUUCAAAUAGUGGAUCUGAUCAGGACUCCUCAAGCAGUGAUUCAGACUCGUCGAGUGGAUCCAAGAAAAGACACAAUUCCGGCUCAGAUUCGGGGUCUGGGUCCAACUCUGGUAGCGGAUCUGGAUCCGAUACAUCAGGAGAUGGGGAGAAGAGUGAGGAAACGGCAUCCGACUAUGAGCCAAGUACCAAAGUGAAGAGCAGGCGUCCCCCAGCAAAAGUGAACGCCAGAAAUGGAAAGAAAGCCAGCAACCAGAGGAAAGUCCACAAGGGGUCGUCUUCAGACGACGACGACGAUUACAAGAAGGCCAUGUCGGCCGGCCCCAGGCGGCAGGCCACGGUCAACGUCAGCUACAAGGAGGACGACGAGCAGAAGACGGACUCGGACGACCUGGUGGAGGUGCUGGGAGAGGACGUACCCCAGCCGGAGGAGGACGAGUUUGAGACCUUGGAACGAGUGAUGGAGAGCCGGAUAGGCAGGAAAGGAGCCACGGGUGGAACUACUACGGUUUAUGCCAUCGAAGCGGACGGGGACCCCAAUGCCAACUUUGAUCCCAGCAAAGAGGCGGGCGAGACGCAGUACCUGAUGAAGUGGAAGAACUGGUCGCACAUCCACAACACCUGGGAGACCGAGGACUCCCUGAAGCUGCAGAACGUCAAGGGCAUGAAGAAACUGGACAACUUCAUGAAAAAGGAUCACGAGAAGAAGAGAUGGAUAAAGGCGGCCUCCCCAGAGGAUGUGGAGUAUUUCAACUGUCAGCAGGAACUCAUGGAUGAUCUUCACUCUCAGUACCAGCUGGUAGAAAGAAUUAUCGGGCAUUCAAACCAAAAAUCUGCAGCUGGCUAUCCAGAUUAUUUGUGCAAGUGGCAGGGCCUGUCCUACUCUGAAUGUAGCUGGGAGGACGGAGCCCUCAUCGGCAGGAAGUUUCAGAAGUGUAUAGACGACUACCUGAGAAGAAACCAUUCCAAAAACAUUCCCUUCAGAGAGUGCAAAGUGCUCAAACAGAGGCCGAGGUUUAGCGCUAUGAAGAAGCAGCCAUCCUAUAUAGGAGGGGAUGGACUGGAGCUCAGAGACUAUCAGUUUGACAGCUUGAACUGGAUGGCCCACUCGUGGUGCAAAGGCAACAGUUGCAUCCUCGCUGAUGAGAUGGGCUUGGGGAAGACGAUCCAGACAAUCAGCUUCCUUAGCUACAUGUUCCAUGAACACCAGCUGUACGGGCCCUUCCUACUCGUGGUGCCUCUGUCCACGUUGGUCUCAUGGCAAAGGGAAAUUCAACUCUGGGCUCCAAUGAUGAACGUCGUGGUCUAUCUCGGAGACAUCAGCAGUAGAAACAUGAUCCGAACCCAUGAGUGGAUGCACCCCCAGAACAAGAGACUGAAAUUCAACAUCCUGCUCACGACGUAUGAGAUCCUCCUGAAAGACAAGUCCUUCCUGGGCUGUGUGAACUGGGCCUUCAUCGGUGUGGAUGAGGCUCACCGGCUGAAGAACGACGACUCGCUCCUCUACAAAACCAUGAUGGACUUCAAAUCCAACCACAGGCUGCUGAUUACUGGAACGCCCCUGCAGAACUCUCUGAAGGAGCUCUGGUCCCUGCUGCACUUCAUCAUGCCCGAAAAGUUCCAUUCCUGGGAGAUUUUCGAUGAGGACCACGGCAAGGGGCGCGACGCUGGAUACACCAGUCUUCACAAGGAGCUGGAGCCCUUCCUACUGCGGAGAGUCAAGAAAGACGUGGAGAAAUCCCUGCCUGCAAAAGUAGAGCAAAUCCUCCGGGUUGAGAUGAGCGCCAUCCAGAAGCAGUACUACAAGUGGAUCCUGACCAGGAACUACAAGGCCCUCAGUAAAGGCGUGAAGGGCAGCACCUCAGGAUUCCUCAACAUCGUGAUGGAGCUCAAGAAGUGCUGUAACCACUGCUACCUUAUCAAAUCCCCCGACGACACCGAGUUCUACAGCCGGGCCGAGUCCCUACAGCACUUGAUCAGAAGCAGCGGUAAGCUGGUUCUGCUGGACAAGUUGCUGGUACGUCUCAAGGAGCGUGGCCACCGCGUGCUCAUCUUCUCUCAGAUGGUUCGGAUGCUGGACAUCCUGGCCGAGUACCUGAAGAGCCGACAGUUCCUGUUCCAGAGAUUAGACGGCUCCAUAAAGGGAGAGAUAAGGAAGCAGGCCUUGGACCAUUUCAACGCUGAGGGGUCAGAGGAUUUCUGCUUCCUGCUGUCGACCCGGGCCGGGGGCCUGGGCAUCAACCUGGCCUCGGCCGACACGGUGGUCAUCUUCGACUCGGACUGGAACCCCCAGAACGACCUCCAGGCCCAGGCUAGGGCCCACCGCAUCGGGCAGAAGAGACAGGUGAACAUCUAUCGCCUGGUGACGAGGAGUUCGGUGGAGGAGGAGAUCAUCGAGCGGGCGAAGAAGAAGAUGGUGUUGGACCACCUGGUCAUCCAGAGGAUGGACACCACGGGGAAGACGGUUCUCCACACCGGGGCUGCCCCCUCGAGUGCUACUCCUUACAACAAGGAGGAGCUGUCCGCCAUCUUGAAGUUCGGGGCCGAAGAGCUAUUCAAGGAGCCUGAAGGCGAGGAGCAAGAUCCUCUGGAGAUGGACAUCGAUGAGAUCUUGAAAAGGGCCGAGACCAGGGACAACGACCCCGGCCCCUCCACCGUGGGGGAGGAGCUGCUCUCGCAGUUCAAGGUGGCUAACUUCUCUAUGAUGGAGGAGGAGGAGAUAGACUCUGAGCGCAGCAUGAGGAGCUGGGACGACAUCAUCCCAGAGGAGCAGAGGAGGAGGAUGGAGGAGGAGGAGCGGCAGAAGGAGCUGGAGGAGAUAUAUCUGCUGCCGCGCAUGAGGAAUUGUGUAAAGCCGAACAGCUUCAAUGGUAACGAAAGCCGGAGAAGCAGGAACCGAAGGUACUCUGGCUCUGACAGCGACUCGACGUCCGAUCGUAAGAAGCCAAAGAAACGAGGGCGGCCUCGCACUAUUCCACGGGAAAACAUCAAGGGGUUCAGCGACGCCGAGAUCCGGAGAUUUGUCAAGAGCUAUAAAAAGUUUGGAGGACCGCUGGAAAGGUUGGAUGCGAUCGCUCGCGACGCGGAGCUCGUCGACAAAUCGGAACAGGACCUGAAGCGUCUGGCGGAGACCGUGCACAACGGCUGCGUGCGCACGCUCCGGGAGAACCCCUGCGAACAGGAGAAGAACUCUGGAGGACGGCGAGGCAAGGUAAAAGGACCAACGUUCAGGAUCUCUGGCGUGCAGGUGAACGCCAAGCUGGUGAUUUCGCAUGAAGAGGAGCUGGCUCCGCUCCAUAAGGCCAUUCCGUCGGACCCAGAGGACAGGAAGAAGUACAUGAUUCCGUGCCAUUCGAAGGCCGCACACUUCGACAUCGAGUGGGGCAAGGAGGACGACUCCAGCCUCCUCAUAGGAAUCUACGAGUACGGCUACGGCAGCUGGGAGAUGAUCAAGAUGGACCCAGACCUCAACCUCACGCAUAAGCUUCUUCCAGACGACCCUGACAAGAAACCCCAGGCCAAACAGCUGCAAACGAGAGCAGACUACCUCAUUAAAUUACUAAGCAAAGACCUGGCGAAAAAAGAAGCACAAAGACACGCAGGGACGGCCAAUUCGAGGAAGAAGAAACCGAGGAGCAAGAAGAACAAGGCUCUGAAGGCCAGCAAGGUGCCGGAGGUGGUUAAGAGUCCGUCCUCAGACCCCCCUUCGGACGCCCGAUCGGAGCACGAGGCAGAGGAGGAGAAGGAGGUAGCAGCGGUGAAGCCCCCUCCGAGGCGAGCCCGGACGGAGCGGGUGACGGUGAAGGAGGAGCCCGAGCUGGACUCCCCCUCCUCCCCCUCGGAGGACAGGGAGGUCGGCGAGCUGGAGGUCAGGAAGGAGGUCAAGAAGGAGAAGAAGGAGGAGAGCCGGGACGUCAAGGAGAAAAAGGAGCCAAAGGAGAAGAAGGAGGUGAAGCCGCUGGAGGCGGUCUGCAAGCAGGAGGAGGACCUGGAGAAGCAGAACGACGUGAAGAUGGAGAUACGAGAAAAGGCCAAGAAGCUGGCGGACACGCCGGUCCACAUCACAGCCGGAGGGGAGCCCGUGCCCAUCUCUGAGGAGUCGGAGGAGCUGGACCAGAAGACCUUCAGCGUGUGUAAGGAGAGGAUGCGGCCGGUGAAGGCGGCUCUGAAGCAGCUGGACCGGCCGGAGAAGGGCCUGUCAGAGCGGGAGCAGCUGGAGCACACCAGACAGUGCCUCAUCAAGAUCGGAGACCACAUCACCGAGUGUCUCAAGGAGUAUUCCAAUCCCGAGCUGGUCAAACAGUGGAGGAAAAACUUGUGGAUUUUUGUCUCAAAAUUCACCGAAUUUGAUGCAAGGAAAUUGCACAAACUUUACAAACAUGCAAUCAAGAAAAGGCAAGAAAAUGCCCAGGCUGCGGACCAGAACACGAGCGGCGUCACCCCCUAUGGCUUCAAACAUUCAGACGUGGAGCGGCUAAAGGACGGCGGGCAGCAGGACGACAGCAGCCGGGACAGCUACAGCUCGGAGCGCCAUCAGCCCGCCGGCCGCUACGAGCGCAGCAGCAGCCGGGAGCGCCACGCCACCGACGCCCACCGCAAGAGCUCCGCCGGCGCCGGGGAGUCCCGCAAGAGGCCCUACUCCUCCUUCAGCAACGGCAAGGACCACCGCGACCGGGACCCCUACCGGCCCGACAGCCGGGACCGGGAACGAGACCGGGACCGCGACAGGGACCGGGAUCGAGACAGAGACAGGGACAGAGACCGGGACAGAGACCGGCAGGACAGAUACUACAGCGACACUAAGCACAGGAAGACGGAGGAUCAGCGCUCGAGCCGGGAGCACCCCCACUCGGACCAUCGGCAGGGCUCGGACCACCACAAGUCGUCGUCGUCGUCCUGGGACUCGUACCGGUACCACUCGGACUGGCAGACGGACCGGCAGGCGGACCGGCAGGCGGACCACCGGGCGUCGGCCAGUGGCCCUCGUUCGCCCCGCGACCAGCGCUCGCCCUAUGACUCUCGCUCGCCGCUGGGACACCGCUCGCCCUUCGAGUACUCCUCGGACCACAAAAGCACGCCGGAGCAUAAUUGGAACAGCCGGAAGACAUAGUGGAAGCUUCCUCCCCCCCCCCACACCGGACCCCCCCCCAAGCCGGGUUUACAGCUCCCCUCACACUGGGCUGGUCUAGCAGUAGCCGCAGCAGCCGUAGCCUCCAUUGACUCACAAACCCAUCCAAUGCCUUAUGGGACCGGUGGAAGACAACGUACUGAGCACUGUGUGUGUCCGUCAGCUCAGUGUGCGUGUGUGUUUGCGUGCGUGCGUGUGUGCGUGCGUGGCGCUCUCCACUCACUCGACGCUGUGCUACCUUUAUUACAGAGACUUGCGGGGCGGGGGAGUGGACAAGGCAGCAGAUAUAGAUGCAUAUUUUUGUAUUUAAAAGACUUCGAAGCUGAGCUGUAAUGGAGGUGUUGCAGCAGGCGGCCAAGGUUGUUAUUUUUUUGGUUAUUUUUAUAAAGUUGGACAUUUUCUUUUUCUUUUUUACCCUGAAAAUGGACGCGAUGACCUUGGGUGCUGCCUCACAUUCUCUGGCCCUUGACACUGGAUUCUGCAUUUGACUGUUAUGUUUCUUUUACCCCCCCCUUUCGUGUUUUUUUUUUUUUAAGUUCCAUUUUAAUCAAACAACAAAUGACUAUACAAAGUAAAUGAUUAUGUUUAUCAGAGUGAUUUACAGAUCAUGUGUGGAGUUGACUAAAAUGAUUUUUGGUCUGAAGUUGCUUGGGCUCAAGCUGUCCUGUACCUCAUUUACUGUAGUUUUCAUUCAUUUUUAGUUCUCUAUUUUCCUAUCUUACGUGAAGUAUUUAAUUACUAGUACGGAAUUUUUGAUCAUGUGACUACCAUGAAUAAUCCACUUGUAAAUUAUUGUUUAUAAUGAAUCAAAUGGUCUUUUUCCUCUCAGGCUUUUGGAUUUGUUAUUGUAAUUCAACCUUUAUCCAUCGACUCAGGCUUUGUUGUCAGUAUAUCAGUGAGUUUUUGUAGUUACUGUAAUGAUAUUCAGAAUGUACCUUUCUGGGAAUGGGAAAUGAUUCCGUUGGUAUAGUUCUUUAGCUUUAGUCCUUUUGAUUUACCAGUGUCCAGUUCUUGUUAUGUUGUGUGUCUACAUCAAUAAAAUGGAAAGAACUGACUUUUUACUAAAUCAGUCUGAAGAAACUUGUCUUUUAAGAAGAAGACAUGUUAAAUCUUUUUUUUCUUUUACAAUUUUUUUAUUUUCUAUACCAGUAGUCAUCAAUCUUCUAUGCAGCCAAGUGUAUUUCUGGUUAACAGCCCAAUUAAGUAAAGUUGCUGUUACAGUUCACACUGUUGUAAAUAAAUUUGCUCUAUAUUUCAAAUGAAUUUACACUGAAAAUGCAUGAAUUUUUAAGAUAAUUCACUUAUAUAGUUGUUUAUAAAGCCAUUAAACUCAAACACUGUACUCGCUUGUAA